Messenger RNA from Penicillium vulpinum, 2244 nucleotides. It is a transcript of the gene cspA, whose product is annotated as putative cell surface protein. Gene Ontology annotation, cellular component: nucleus. The transcript is spliced from 2 exons. NCBI's taxonomy places the organism in Eukaryota, Fungi, Ascomycota, Eurotiomycetes, Eurotiales, Aspergillaceae. The coding region runs from base 1 to 2244 and encodes 747 amino acids. The record is from RefSeq and is a predicted model, not a curated record. Gene Ontology annotation, biological process: positive regulation of fat cell differentiation.
AUGAUCAACUCCGUUGCUCUUCUGGCUCUUGCCAGCCCGGCCUUCGCCGGUAUUAUGCAGGCCCGUGGCGAGGACUUCAUCCGUCCUGCCGCCCAGAGCUCUGCUGCCGUUGGUGCCCCUGCCCAGGCUGAGGGCUGGGGUGAGAGCUGGUCCAAGCCGGCCGAGCACGUCUCGACCACCGAGCACCACCUCUCAACCACCGAGCACCACGUCUCGACUACCGAGCCCCAUGUCUCGACCACCGCGCAUGUCUCGACCACCGAGCCCCAUGUCUCGACUACCGCGCACGUCUCGACCACCGGCUCCUGGAGCAGCAAGUCCAGUGAGUCGUGGACAACUCCGUGCACCACCUCGACUACCCCGGUGCACGAGCAUACCACCACGACCCCGGUGCAUGAGCAUACCACCACUACCCCGGUGCAUGAGCAUACCACCACUACCCCGGUGCAUGAGCACACCACCACUACCCCGGUGCACGAGCACACCACCACCCCGGUGCACGGAAACACCACCACCCCAUGCACCACCUCGACCACCCCGGUGCACACCACCACUGCCCCGGUGUAUGAGCAUACCACCACCCCGGUGCACGGAAACACCACCACCCCAUGCACCACCUCGACCACCCCGGUGCACACCACCACUGCCCCGGUGUAUGAGCAUACCACCAUCCCGGUGCACGGAAAUACCACUAUCCCAGUGCCCGGAAAUACCACUACCCCAUGCACCACCUCGACCACCCCAGUGUACGAGCACACCACCACCGUCCCGGCGCACGGCAAUGCCACCACCACCCACGUUCCUGUCAAGCCUGGUACCACCAAGACUCUCACUUACGUGACCACCACCUGCCCUGUCACCUCGUCUACCAUCACCUCUGGCUCUAAGACCUGGACUGUUCCCGUCACCGGAACAAGCACCAUCACCAUCACCAAGACCACCGUGUGCACCCAGUGCGAGAACGAGAAGCCCCUGACCUUCUACAAUGCCACUCGUCCUGGCACUGAAGGCCCCACCGCAGGCCCCACUGCUCCUGUUCUGAAGCCCACCGGAGAGGUCAUUGUUCCCGGUCACUCCAAGCCCGCCGAGACCUUCCCUGCCGAGACUAAGCCCGGUGUCCCUGCUGAGACCAAGCCCGUCGAGACCAAGCCCGUUGAGACUAAGCCCGGUGUCCCCGCUGAGACUAAGCCCGCUGUUCCCGUUGUUCCCGCUGAGACCAAGCCCGGUGUCCCCGCUGAGACUAAGCCCGCUGUUCCCGUUGUUCCCGUUGUUCCCGCUGAGUCCAAGCCCGGCGUCCCUGCCGAGACCCACCCCGCUGUCCCAGUUGUUCCCGCUGAGUCCAAGCCUGGUGUCCCUGCUGAGACCAAGCCCGCUGUCCCCGUUGUUCCCGCUGAGACCAAGCCUGCUGUUCCCGGCUCCCCUGCUGAGACUAAGCCCGCUGUUCCCGGCUCCCCCGCUGAGACUAAGCCCGCUGUCCCUGGCUCCCCUGCUGAGACCAAGCCCGCUGUUCCCGGCUCCCCUGCUGAGACUAAGCCUGCUGUUCCCGGCUCUCCCGCUGAGACUAAGCCCGCUGUCCCUGGCUCCCCUGCUGAGACUAAGCCUGCUGUUCCCGGCUCUCCCGCUGAGACUAAGCCCGCUGUCCCUGGCUCCCCUGCUGAGACCAAGCCUGCUGUCCCCGGCUCCCCUGCUGAGACCAAGCCUGCUGUCCCCGGCUCCCCCGCUGAGACCAAGCCCGCUGUCCCCGGCUCCCCUGCUGAGACUAAGCCCGCUGUCCCCGGCUCCCCUGCCGAGACUAAGCCCGCUGUUCCCGGCUCCCCCGCUGAGACCAAGCCCGCUGUCCCCGGCUCCCCGGCUGAGACUAAGCCCGCUGUCCCCGGUUCCCCGGCUGAGACCAAGCCCGCUGUCCCCGGUUCCCCUGCUGAGACUAAGCCCGCUGUUCCCGGCUCCCCCGCUGAGACCAAGCCCGCUGUUCCCGGCUCCCCUGCUGAGACCAAGCCUGCUGUUCCCGUUGUUCCCGUUGUUCCGGCUGAGUCCAAGCCCGGCGUCCCUGCCGAGACCCACCCUGCUGGUCACCCCUCCACCCCCGAGACUGAGCAACCCUCUACCCCUGAGACUGAGCAGCCCUCUACCCCUGGACAGCACGGUUCCUCCCCCUCCUCCAACGAGUUCACCGGUUCCGCGGCCCACGUCAAGCCCGCCGCUGGCCUCCUUGCUGGUGUUGUUGCCCUCAUGGCUCUCCUGUAA